AUGUCCAUGGAAGCAGCUGAUCAAGAAAAAAAGAACAAGAAAAGUAAGAAAAAUGCAACAGUUGGAAUUGGUCGGUCAUUAUCACAGAGACUUAUUAUCCCUGUCAAGAAAUACGAUUCUGAAGUGUUCCGAAUGUUGGUACAGUUUAUUCACUGCGGAAGUGUGAAUAUCACUGAGGAAACCGUUGCUGGUUUGUAUGGUGCUGCCUCCCAGUUUGAGCUUCGAGAUCUAUGCAAUGCGUGUUUAGAUUUUGUCGAACGAUGUAUAAAGGUCGGAAGAGCUGAGAAACUUCUCUUUUCUACAAGAUGGUACAGUCAGCACAAAGCUACAAAAAUACUAUUUGAUAAGAUAUAUUCCGUGUUGGACAGACGCCACAUUGCAAGACUUGAGGAGACACGUGUAUGA
This is a messenger RNA of Ruditapes philippinarum (Manila clam), 405 nucleotides long. RefSeq lists its product as uncharacterized. The record is from RefSeq and is a predicted model, not a curated record. Lineage: Eukaryota; Metazoa; Mollusca; Bivalvia; Venerida; Veneridae. The transcript is spliced from 3 exons. Bases 1 to 405 code for a protein of 134 amino acids. Gene Ontology annotation, molecular function: protein binding.